Molecule: messenger RNA, 351 nt
Organism: Lodderomyces beijingensis
Lineage: Eukaryota; Fungi; Ascomycota; Pichiomycetes; Serinales; Debaryomycetaceae
Source: the annotation of a GenBank genome assembly
AUGUCAUCUAGAGGAGGUAAAGUUGCGGUAGCAAGCGUAGCGAUUGUGGCAUCGUGGUUCUUUGGAGUCAACUUCUGGAAACCCCUCGUAGUGUAUGUUCCACCCCCCUCCAAACACAACAAUAACUAAUACUAACAAUCAACAUCAUCAAGAGAACAACUAGAGAAGGACGGAAACUUGAGACUGGACGUGCAUUACGAAAAACCAAAAGUCGACAUCAAAUCAUGGGCUGACUUACGGCAGAAACUCGAAGCUGUUGCUGAUCCGCAGAAAAAUUUCAGCGAAGAAGACAAGGCGAGCUUGGAGCAGUUGAAAGAACAAUUACAGGAAAAUCGUCCACGGGAGAGCUAA